Molecule: messenger RNA, 1307 nt
Organism: Fomitopsis serialis
Lineage: Eukaryota; Fungi; Basidiomycota; Agaricomycetes; Polyporales; Fomitopsidaceae
Exons: 5
Coding region: 85-984 (299 amino acids)
Source: RefSeq, a predicted model, not a curated record
AGACUUCAUUGCUACUUGCUAGUUCCUCCCUGCAGGUAUGAGCGAUCACUCUCGUUCUAGGUAAGUGCGCCGUCGCCUUAUCCUAUGACACAUCUGACGCAAGCAUCGGUUGUCAGUGAUCGAUUCCCUACCAACCCUUUCCCUUUCGAAGUCGACUUCUCGCGUUUGAGUCCACGUACCUACCACAUACAUGGCCUACCCGUGACACAGCAGGCCCUCACCGGGCCGUAUCAAAUGUGUCCAGCUACCGGUAUUCUUCCGGAACCGAAAUACGAUAUCUCUGUUGGCAAUGGGUCGAACCUCCCACAAUACCAUGGCCAGCCGGCAGAUUACAUAUCAUGGGUGCCACAUUCGCCGGCGCCGCUAGCAGCGAUGGAUAUGACACCCAUACUCAACAUAGGUAGUGAUUCUUGCCGCGACGAUCGUCCGCAACAUGCCAGCCUAGAGGUUCCACACUCCUCACAGCUCAACAGCACUACCCCGGGCCCUGUCGAAAGCGGAUCCACCGUGAACAGGAACUCGAUGAUUUCGUUCCGUAGUACCAACGGUGGUAAAGCUUCCCGAGGACCCAUUAGCCAGUCGGGACCUUCAGGCGCGGCUCUCAGUGCCGCCGAUAUGAUGCAGCUGCCUCCCGUGCCCGGAACGUUGACCGGCCCAGAACAAGCGGAAACGAGACGCUUUCACUGUCGAUGGAACGGCUGCGGGGCGCGGAUCGAGCGCACGAGGGCUGCCUUGGCUCUCCAUCUCAGGGAGGUGCAUCCCUCCGGCGUCAGCAACGAGGAUGCCCGGGUACGCUGCCUGUGGAACGGAUGUACGCGGGAAUGCAUGCUCAUAUGCAACCUACGCCGCCACGUCUUCGAGGUGCACGCCCGCGGCGUCGCAAGGAAGAUCAAGUGCGAGAGGUGUGGGCAGGAGUUCACUCGGCGGGGAUCGUUGCGGAGGCACCGGCUGGCUUCAUGUGGACAUGAUGACCUGGGGAUUUGAAGGACGGUGGCCUGUGGAACGGCCCGCGGUAAUCAUUAUAACACCUGUUGACCUCAAGCAUCGUUCUCCUUGCUCUGGCUGUUUGGAAUCUUUAGAACGGCUGCGCGCUCAGCCCGGCGGCCGAUAUGAAGUGUGUCUGGCUGGCCGCGGAAGGCGGUUGGAAUACACCAAGGACACUGCGACGUCGGAAGGCUCCGAGACGUAGUUACCCCUGUCCCCUGCGAGCGUCAACCGGAGCCAUGCGACUCAGAACGCCCACUGCAUGUCUCUGCUUUGGGUAGUACUUCUCUUACUGUCCCAUCCAAUGAGAAUACGUACUGAAG